AUGGCCAGUUCAGAGAAGGACACAGAGAUAUCUCCCCCAAUUAUCAAGAAACAUGAGAAGGCAAUGAAGGACUGGGAAGAGAAAUCCCAGGAAGCAGCCGAUCUUAUGACUCCAACGAUCAGUCCAGGUGUUCAACAGAAGCUUACGGAGGCCGAAUUCAAUGACGGCUACCUCAUGCUCACAAGACUUCGAACCAUACUCCAGCCCACGGGAUUCUCCGAGUUCAUGCGUCUCUCAAAAGAGUACUACACGCUUCAAUUCAAAGCAUUCAAAACAAUACCCGAGUAUCUUACUCACAUCAAGGUUCUCGAAGAGAAAAUCGAUGCCACAAAGGUCACACUCGAUACGAACAACCGUACGAUUCUCUGUCUCUCCAUAUCAUUACCACAAGAGUACCAGUAUCUCAUUCAAAUUUGGGCUGUUACGCCCUCAAUCACGGCUGAAAAAGCACGCCAAAUGGUUCUCGAAGCCAAUCGUCAACACAAACAAGGCCACUCAAAGAGAGAAAUGCGAGCACUGUGGAUUCGGUCAUCGCAGCGAUAA
Letharia columbiana is the source of this 543-nucleotide messenger RNA. RefSeq lists its product as uncharacterized. The record is from RefSeq and is a predicted model, not a curated record. NCBI's taxonomy places the organism in Eukaryota, Fungi, Ascomycota, Lecanoromycetes, Lecanorales, Parmeliaceae. The transcript has a single exon. The coding region runs from base 1 to 543 and encodes 180 amino acids.